Messenger RNA from Dermacentor albipictus, 4544 nucleotides. RefSeq lists its product as uncharacterized. The record is from RefSeq and is a predicted model, not a curated record. Lineage: Eukaryota; Metazoa; Arthropoda; Arachnida; Ixodida; Ixodidae. Gene Ontology annotation, molecular function: cell-cell adhesion mediator activity. Gene Ontology annotation, cellular component: axon; plasma membrane. Gene Ontology annotation, biological process: axon guidance; dendrite self-avoidance; homophilic cell-cell adhesion.
AUGCCACGCCACUCGUCCGUCGCAUUCCGUCGCGAGUCGGGACACCGAGGUUUUUUUUUCCUCCCCCGUGCCGAACCGGGGCUCGUGUACGCACUACUACGCCUGCGGUCCGUGGAGCGCGCUGCGAUCGCGCCAGCGAGCCAAGCCCCGGGGCCUCUGGCACACCGCCGGCUCGACCAGAGCCAAGUGGCGGCGCCCGUGGCGGUGGGCGCGAGCGCGGCGAGCGUCUUCGCUGCCCGGUCAGCGCCGCCGUCGACGCGUGCAUGGAUGGAUGCGUACCCGUGCUGCUGGCGCUGUGGGCCUACGCCACGCUGUCCGGUAAGCGCCGACACACAGGAAGCUGUAUCCCUGACCGAAGGCGAAGCCGAAGCCAAGAAGAAAGCGGACAGCGUCGAGGCGUUGACCACCAUCAAGUGCCUGUCGCGGAGACCUGCCUCUGCCCUCGAGGAAGAGCAGGUAAACGACAGUCAAGAGCGUGUCAAGUCGCGCGACAAGGCUGGUGGACGAGACGACGCUGCUGAAGCCCCUCAACAGGGCAGCAACAACGUCAUGGAGGAACUAAUGUGGAGAGAGUGCGACCUGCAGCUGAGCGAUAGUUGCACCCAAUCUGCCAUGGAACCUUGCCAAUCCCUACAGUCCUGCGAAGAGGCUUCAAUCCCUGCCCAUUUGACGUCUGAAGUCUCAGAGGUGGUCCCCAACAAGGCGCGCGCAGUGCCGAGCUACUCCGUGGUGGCCCGCGAGGGCGACGAGCUGCAGCUGUCGUGCGGCUCGGCGGGCGCCGACAGCUGGCUCGCGCCCGGCGGCGCAAGCUCGAGCCGAACGAAGACGGCGGCCGUGGGAGAACCCGGGGGCACACCGGCGACGUUUCGGCCAGUGGCCCCCGACCUCGGGGGCCGGCUGCUGCGCUUCGGCCGCGUGCGGAGGCAGCACUCGCGUCGGUACACCUGCCGCUUCAAGUCGGCGCGCGGGUACCACGUCCUCGUAGACGUCCAGCUCGUCGUCCAGUAUGCUCCAUCAGUGGAACCUCUGGAAGUGCUGCGGGACAAGAAAGACUCCCGGUUGGUGUGCGUUGCGGGGGCGGAGCCUUCACCGGAGAUCGCAUGGCUCCGAGACGACCAGCCACUUUCUGAGGACAUAAUACCCUCACUUAGGACCGAAAACGCGUCGCAAGGCUGUCUGCGAAUAUCCAACUUGCACCUUAAGGAAGCCCAGGAUGACGCCGAGGUUCCCCACAACUACACCUGCGUAGCAAGCAACACUCUAGGCACGUCCAGCCGCUCGCUCCUGCUCCGAAAUGGUGACAGCUCAACCUCUUCCAACGCCAGCGUGGUCCGCGACCGGGACCCAUUGGACGGGGUUCCCGUGAAGCGAUUCAAGAUUACCGGCUUCGUGAUUGGCAUGCUGCCGCCACUAUUCAUCUCCUUCUACAUUAUCCUCAAACUUGGGUACCGAUCUCGGUACGCCGAGGAACGGGCCGAGGAGGCCGGCAUGAUGGAGGAACCCUUCUUUAUCAGCUACUAGGCCGCCGUCCUGCCCGAAUGACGAUAGGACACUGCCGCCGUAUUGAACGUAGCUGCAGUCGUCCGAGACGUACCGGUACUUUCUCGUGAACUUUCCUUCCUCUCUGCUGUCUGGCGGAAUGAGCGUUAGGCACUUUUCGUGAUCGGGUCCUCACCUCUUCUCACGGGAUCCCAGGGAGAGGUAUCGGCUGGAAAGCAGUGCAGCAACACUUAGACGAUUAAGAAAGAGUUUUCAUUGGAUGGUCUUGCGACAGCUUGUAGAUAUGCAAUCAGAUGUUCAAUAGUGCCGGACAAGUUUACCCUUUGUACAUAAUACCAUUGCUGAAUAUAGGCUUAAAAUUUAUUGUGCGUAUAAAAUAAUGGGAACCAACAGAAAAUGGCAAGGAAGAAACCACAGCUUUGAAAUGUCAAUUUGCACCUACUAAAUACUCUGCGCGCUGUGCCUCUGUCCCCACAUGUGAGAGCGAAACAAAAGAGCAGCGGGUAUUAGUCUGUUUUUUUUUCUUUCUGAUUGGUCAUUGUUCGACACCUAAGCGCGAGUGGAAACCAUUCAUAUUGAAUUAAACACACUCAAAAUAUCCCCAAGGUGUGCUACGUAUGUAACAAUGCCUAUUCGCACGCGCGUUCUGGCACGUAAUAGGUAAAUAAUAUUCUCUUGGAAUGUGUGCGCAACAAUUUAUUCGCUCCUGCAGUUACCGCUCUCUUGAGCUUUUCAUUUUCCACCUGAGCAUGUUGCAGUCUCCCCACUUUUAUUGGUGCGCUUGGCUCUUUUCUGUGCAGUUUGUAAAAUGCUCAUGCUCUGUCCUCUGACGUAGGACGUUAAGAGCAUCUAGCCUUUACUGCUCAAACACUGGCUGUAAUCUUAGCGCAAACCGCAUUGCGCACAGGUAUUCAUAAUUAUCCAACUAAGUUUUACAGAGAGAGAGAGAGAGAGAGAGGAAAGGGGAAAGGCAGGAAGGUUAACUAGAGGGGAAGAUCCGGUUUGCUACCCUACGCUGAAGUUUUACAGAAACGCGCAAGGUGUACUUGGGUUCAUGAAAGGGGAAGGCAGCAUCUAUACGAAGGUACCAAGGGGCUGCAAAAACCACUCAUCUGGGUUCUUUGAGAGCUUUGCAGGUGAACAUAAGUUAUUUCCGGUCUGGGGGAACAACUUUGCACUACAACCAUGUAGGAUUAUUCUACGCUGUAGCCUCGUAGCUGCUUAGCUGCGAAGUUUUCUAUCUACCUAUCUUCGUCCGUUGUAGUUUUCAGCGUCGUGUUAUACUCAAGUCUACGCUUUUUUUCCCUUUCUUAUUUUCUUAAUCCGGUGAACACACCGGCAUGAAGCGUGUGGUGGACGUACGACGCGUAGAUGGGACUCAUCUUUAUCUAUUUGGUUUCGCUGAUUAUCGAGAAGAAGAGAUGUUAUUUUCACACGUCGUGCGAGGCUUUACUACAGGCAGACGAGGAACGGUACCCUCUCUUCGGUGAGCAUGACGUAACAUACACUGAAAGUCCAGUGGUAGAAUUCUUCUAGCCUUGCGUGGCGUCAAUCAAACUAUCGACCAAUGCAGUUGUAGUCCAGCUGCACGCUUCCUUAAGGACUGAUCAGUGACAAUGCGGGCGCAUUCAUGAGGUCCACCUGGUGAGGGUAUGUUCCUUCCCUGCUGCCCGUAAUGAACUCCUAACAAAGUCCAGAAGCAACAGCCGUCACGGAUGCUUCGCUCCAUCGAGCCUUGUUUCGAGGGUAAGCGCAGAAAGAUUGGAACAUCGUGAUUCCCCCCCCAAUUGAGUUGCACAUGUUUUCGUGGAAGUUGAUCCAUAUAGCGAAACUGGAGAAAUGACGCUCGCACUUCUCUUUUGGCUCUCAUGCCUGCCUGUAGUUGGAGAUACAUAUAUGAGCUGUGCCAGAACAUAGCGCAGAGUGUGCUUACAAGUGAAUUUUUGCCUGCAGCAGAGAAAGUUAUAAAAGGAACACAGGGGUUCGUGAUAGUCUCCCCCAUAUGUGCGCAAACAUACUCAUGAGUUGUAGGUGCCCGUCAUUCACUUUGUUCAACUUCCAAAAUUCUGGAAAUUACUAGUGUGCCGAAGUUUUUUUGUUUAUCAAGAAUUUAAUUUUAUACUGUGGGCUAAAAUAGGUUGCCUUAGCUCUUUUUGGUGUGACAGAGGUAUUGGAUAAUGAUCGCAAGACAUGUCGAAAUUACCUUCAUUUUACUGUGCAUUGCGCUAACUUAUUUUGUGGAUCUCGACGGGUUUAUGGGGGUCUUUACCAAUAGAUAGAUAAACGGUUUCAAUAACGUCUCGUUCAGAACAUCAAAGAAUGAUUACACCUGACGACAGGAAAUGAUUUUAGGAGCUAUCCAUUUCUCUGCUACCAGACAUCCAAAAUGUUGAUUGUGUUCUCCGAACGCGCUCACUUGACAACCAGUUUGCGUCAAUUUCAUCGCCUUUGCCUCUAUAACCAGUUUCAGAGAGCAUGCCCGGGAUCAACGCUGAGGUUACCUGCUUAGAAUUGGUGAACUUCGUGCCACCACCUGCAACUUAAAACAAGGGUGAGAGCUUACGACACGGUCAGUCGAAAAGAUUAAGCCUUUCACAUACCCUAGCACUGCGUCACCUUGUCCUCACUAAACAUUUUGAUCGCAGGAACGAGGGUUAUGCGUUUGCGAGAGGAACAUGACGUCACAAAGAAUACCUGCACCUACCGCAGCAACGCAUGCUAAGGGAAAAGUGGGUAAGGUAGACUUGUAUAUAUCCCAUCACAACUCUGUAUAUGCAAUACCAUCCUCACUACUUCACAACUACGGGGACCACCCAUAAUACACUCAGGAACAAUAUUAGGAGGGACCUUUCAGCCUAUGUAUACAUUUGCCUUACCAAGAACGCAAGAUUAUUGAGCGUCCUGUUAAAUGAGAUCUGACUUCUUUUCAUUAUAAGUUUGUAAUCUUGCCCUAGAUUCCUGUUUAAGGCCUGUAUAUAGCUGAUUGCGCCGGGUCCACGCAGGUAAAUAUGUAUGCGCAGACUUUCUUUUAAUUGUGUGCUUGA